GAAAACUGUUGAUGAAUUACAUUUUAACGAAUGUCUUGAUGGACUUAAAGAUCGCACCUUUAAAGUUGUAGAUUUGUUGAGCGAUGAUAAAGCAUUAGGUUCUCCUUACAACAAGGCCACUUUCCUCCCGAUGCCAUUCUUCACAACUGAAGAGCUAG
This is a messenger RNA of Funneliformis geosporum, 158 nucleotides long. The record is from the annotation of a GenBank genome assembly. NCBI's taxonomy places the organism in Eukaryota, Fungi, Glomeromycota, Glomeromycetes, Glomerales, Glomeraceae.